Cydia pomonella (codling moth) is the source of this 1868-nucleotide messenger RNA. RefSeq lists its product as uncharacterized. The transcript has 4 exons. NCBI's taxonomy places the organism in Eukaryota, Metazoa, Arthropoda, Insecta, Lepidoptera, Tortricidae. The coding region runs from base 1340 to 1744 and encodes 134 amino acids. The record is from RefSeq and is a predicted model, not a curated record.
AGUGUCCGGAACAUUUUUCAUGUAAGGAAGCACAUUAAAACUACAUGUAAAAUUAAAAGUGUUGUUUUUAAAAAUAUUAUUUUCUGACUCGUCCGGGGACAAAAUGCGAUUGACGCCUAAUGUCUGGGUUUUUUUUAAUCUUUGUCCGGGUUUGGCGAAAUUCGAGCAUGCGAAAUGGCAGCCCUACGUCUGACUGAACUCUGUAAGAUAUUGGAAUUGGAACUACCUUUUUAUAAAAGUGAAAAUACAAAAAAAAUAUAUACAUAUUUUCAAAAUGUUUUUUUUUUGUUUGAACGAACUUACCGAUACCCCGAAAUUAACGUAAUUCAAUAACAACACGGUGUAUCCUAUGUACCUUCUUCUUUUAAAAUAUGGCUUCCACCAAAUCUAUGAUGAUUUUGCCAAUGUCAAAAAAAAAACAUGGUUAAACGCGUUUCAAGAUUAGUUUUUCAUUAGUUGCACACUUCCACGAUAGUUCACUGCAUAAUAAGCUAUCGAUAUUACACUUUAAACUACAUGAAUGAGCAAAACACAAAAAAAUAUUCACGAGACGUCUUAGCCAUCUUGAAUCUCAACCACAACUCUCAGUGGUACCUGCGCCUUGUAAGGCAAAUUUUUUACAUUACUUAAAUAAAUCAAAUAUACAAAAAAUAUUUCUGAAAUCAAACUAUAUCGAAAUAUUCCUUGUUUAUUUGCAAAUAAACUCAACAUAAAAGUUAACAAAUAAAAUAAAAUUUCUUAAAGAAAAUAAUCAUUUUUGAAAACCUCGAAUGUGGGCCUUUUUAGGAACAUAGGAGCUUAUCAUGGCCUAACUUUAAGCAACCAAUUUCUUGACGCUAUCGAAACCGAAUUUUUUUUUUCUACUCGUCGACUGUAAUGGUUGAAUUAAGAUUUCGUAUACUAAUCUGUAAUUGGGUACUUUUCAUGUAUGGGCUACUCAACUAUAAUAUUCAUUUCGAAACGGUUUAGUCAACUAUAAUGAAAGGGACCAAUCAUAGCUCGCCGCGGUCAAGAGGAUGAAACAAAACGAUAGCUCAAAUUAAUUAUUUAUUUUAGGUUGUAUAGUAGAAACAAUUGCUUCAUAAGUCAUAAACGCACAUGUGACACCCUUAAUAUAGCAACAACGAUAGACUACGAAAACCGCUUACCAUCACUUGUUAGUUUCCAUAGGCUAUCGUGGCCAAAAUCGAGAAAAAACUGUCUAAAAAUUUAAUUUAGCAAGGACCAAGUACCAGGGCCUCAUGAGUUACGAAAAGGUAUCGUUGACCACCCCGUCGGGUCCCGGCGGCCGGGGCGCGUACGAGUAUGAAGUAUAUUUAUUUGAUUCAUAAGAAGCAUCAUGGCGAAGGAAGCCCCCCGCGCUUUGAAGUUCGACCCCAAUACGGAGGCGUUCCAGAUGCGGGCGCAGUGGAAGAAGCAGGACAUGUGCCGCAAGCAGUGGUUCAAGCGCUGGGCUUGGCUGCUCGACGAAAGGAUCCAAGCCCAGGCAGAAGCGGAGGCCGCUAAAAAGGAAGUACAGGCGGCCCUGCCCCACGUCGCGUCGAAAGAAGAAACGAUCAAGACACUGAAACCAGUCCCAGUCACUUCCACCGGCAUCAUCGGCUGGCUCGCGGCCAAAUUCAUAUUUUUCAGGCCCGACUGCCAGUUAGAAAUUUACACUUCGUGGCUCUCGAAACCCCCUCUGAGGCUUCCUGAUGCCUGGGAAGAUAAAAACUAUACUGGACCGAAAAUCACCAAGCAUUAAUACGAGUAUAACUUGACACUCAAUUAGUAACUACGUAAUUUUCUACCUCGGGAAUGCUUUCAUCUAUCUAUUUAUAGACUGGCUUAAAUAUUGGUCAAUACAACAGCUGGCUAAAUGAAGAAAA